UUUCUUUUCUUUUUUUGUUUACUGCCCUAGGUAUUCUUUCUGCUCAUUCGUUCCUUCUCCUUUGCUGAUCAUUCUCUGAAUCGCCAUGUUACCCAUUUUCCCCCGUGGCUUUUAGCUCUUGUCUCUCCUUUUCUUCUGCCCAACCCAACUGCUUUUGGACACACACUCAAUCUAGGCUUGUCGUUAGUUCAUACGAUCAUGCCCCAACGGCCUCAGGGGGUGAAGCAUGGGACUCCAUCCUUCUUACGCCACCAGAAUGUGUCUUCAUACUUGUCCAAGGCCAAGAGAGCCCUUUAUCUUCUCAUCUCGUCACUCCGCAGGCUCUUGGCCUUCACCCGUCGCAUAACCACAUUCUCUUACAUCAUGUCGGAACCAUCACGGCCCAUGGCCUUUGCGGCGAGAUUUCUUCCAAUCGUCUUUUGUCUGGUCUUGCUGGGCUCGUUGACUUUUCACAAUGUCUAUCCUUCAGAUGAUCCGUAUCGAUGUAGAGCGCUGCUGGGCGAGAGUGAACGAAAUGGCAGCUGGAUCCAUGCUCCGGAUGAGACGGGUGCGAGGAAGCCAUUCACGAAUUGGCAGCCUGAUGGAUGCAUGUUGCAUCAUUACACGGCGCAGGACAUAAAGGAUUGCAUGGGGGAUCGCCAUUUGGUCUUUUCCGGCGACUCGACGACACGACAGAUAUACUGGGGCACCGCGCGAUUGUUGGAUCGUAAGAGGGCCGUGGAAGGUCGCAAGAAGGCCAAUCCUCACCGAAGCUACAACACAACCUUCAAUGGCGUCCGAAUGCUGCACAUCUGGAACCCGUUUUACCAUACCCAACCAGGCCAUCCUCUACGAGAACAGCUCGAGCGAAUCAGCGAAGACAAGCACAAGCAUAGCCAAGUCAAGGAGUCCGCUGAAGAGAAAGCGAAGCGAAAAGAAAAGCAUCAUGGCUCCGAUCCUGGUCUUAUCAUGCUGGGCGCUGGUGCUUGGUUCGCUGGUAACUGGUUCGCCAAUGAGUCUGACAAGCGAUUCGCCGUGGCUCUGGACAACAUCACCGACAUCCUCCACUUUGGAGAUCUCACCAAAUUCGGUACAGGACCAAUGGACCCUGUCGAAGGCAUUGGUAAUGAAGUCUUCCUCGCCCCCGUCGCACCUCCAUACUACAAUGAACUUCCCGCGUCCCGCACUGGACCUAAGGGUAUUCACAAGGGCGAAGUCGAAAACAUUGACAAAGUCAUCUACAGCCAGGAAGAGGAGCAUAACCUCCGUCUGCUCCGAGCAUUCCCUCAACUCUCACUCAAUCAGCCUGAUGCUAUUGUCGACAGAACCCAGACUGGCUUCCACGUCAUUGACACCGUCGCUGAGAUCAAAGCCAACAUUCUGCUCAAUGCCCGAUGCAACGCCAAGCUCGAUCGAAUGAACGGAUAUCCCUACACUCGAACAUGCUGCACAGAUUACGGCUCGCGGCCAUGGGUUCAGAUUGCCAUUCUCGGCCUCGCUACUCUCUACGUCAUUGCGUGCAUCUGCUACGAGGGCAUCACUCUCGUUUCAUCCAUUGAGAUCAAGUGGCUCGACAUGAAGGUUGGCAUGUUUGCUGUCUCUCUUCUCUACUGUUUCGCUGCCGACCGUACCCAUCUGUUCUCCAAGGGUAUGAAGGAGUUUGUUCCUAAUGAGUUCUAUCUCCUCAUUGCAAUCUGCCUCAUCAUUGCCGGACUCACCAUACGCAAAACAAAGUUCCGUGCGCCUCGUCUCCCAGUUGCUGAGGCUGCCGCCGCCCCUACCACCACCGCCAUGACGAUUGAUGAGGAUGCUGGCGUCCUCUCAAGAGAUCAGACUGAAGAGUGGAAGGGUUGGAUGCAGGCUGCCAUUCUUGUUUACCACUGGACUGGUGCAAUUCGUGAUCUUCCCAUCUACAUCUUCAUCCGAUUGCUUGUCGCUGCCUACCUGUUCCAAACUGGAUACGGACAUACCAUCUACUUCCUCUCCAAGAAGGACUUUUCAUUCCGUCGCAUUGCAAGUGUCAUGCUGCGCCUGAACAUCUUGAGCUGUGCCCUUCCUUACGUCAUGGGAACUGACUACAUGUUUUACUACUUUGCGCCUCUUGUCAGCUUCUGGUUCAUGGUCGUAUAUGCCACCAUGGCUAUCUGCUCCGGCUUCAACGAUAGUGUCAAGAUCGUCACGAGCAAGAUCUUUGUCUCUUUCAUCAUCGUUACAGUCAUUCUCAACUUCACCCCACUCACCCAAUGGGCUUUCGCAAUCCUCGAUGUCGUCUUCCGCAUCAAGUGGAACCUCGACGAGUGGAUGUUCAGAGUCACCCUUGAUGGAGCCAUUGUGUUUGUCGGAAUGCUUGCUGGUGUCGCGCAACAGCGACUCGAGCGUGAUUCUGCUUGGUACACUAACUACAAAGCUGCCAUCAUUCCGUCCGCCCUGUCAAUCCUUGGCUAUGCUUACUUCUGCACAUACAUUGGCGACAGAAAGGCCUAUAUCAUGAUGCACCCGGUCAUUGCGGCGGUGCCUAUUCUCGCCUUCAUCGCUCUCCGAAACGCUACUGCUACCAUGAGGAACUACUACUCUACCGCCGCCGCGUGGCUCGGUCGAUGCUCUCUCGAGACAUUCAUCCUGCAGUUCCACGUCUUCCUGGCCGCUGACACGAAGGGCGUCCUACUCUUGGAUAUCUUCAAGGGCGAUGCCAGUCUCCUCAAUGACCGAUGGCGAGAUCUCGCAGUCAUUGUCCCUAUCUUCUUCUGGGUCAGCCACCUGGUCGCCGAAGCAUCCGGCAAGAUUGUCAAACUGAUUCUCGGUGAGGCUAAGCCAAAGCAAGGCAUGCCAGAGAUUGUGGAAGAUGAUGAAGAUGAGGGCGAGCUGAAGAUUGUUGAGCCUGUAUGGGAGAACAUGCCCAUGCUCAACAACGUCCACUUGGACCGCGCAAAAGACUUUGCCAAGUCUGUUACGACUGGCCUUCACAUGCGCGUUGCAGCCAUCCUUGGAGUGAUGUGGCUGCUCAACUGGUUGUACUAAAGCGCUAAGGCGUUCAUUAAUGGCUCUUAGAGGGCGUUUUCUGUUUCGGUAUGUUUGGUGAUUAGGUGUACAUGGGUCCUGUAGACUUGAAUAUAGAAAUUGAGACUCGAUAUUU
Messenger RNA from Fusarium odoratissimum NRRL 54006, 3112 nucleotides. RefSeq lists its product as uncharacterized. The record is from RefSeq and is a predicted model, not a curated record. Bases 199 to 2997 code for a protein of 932 amino acids. Lineage: Eukaryota; Fungi; Ascomycota; Sordariomycetes; Hypocreales; Nectriaceae. The transcript has 3 exons.